CAUGAGUCCCAUCUUUCUGAUGUCCCUUCUCUUUGGCCUGACUUUUGGGCAGGCAGUGUCUUUUUGUGCACCCACUGAGUAUAUCAUCCACGUGGAGAAGAGGGAAUGUGCCUACUGCCUGGCCAUCAACACAACCAUCUGUGCUGGAUUCUGCAUGACACGGGACAGCAAUGGUAAGAAGCUGCUCCUCAAAAGCGCCCUGUCCCAGGAUGUGUGCACAUAUAAAGACAUGGUGUACAGAACGGUGGUACUCCCUGGCUGCCCACGACACACCGUCCCCUAUUACUCUUACCCAGUGGCCAUGAACUGCAAGUGUGGUAAAUGUAACACUGAUUACAGUGACUGCAUUCAUGAGACAGUCAGGACAGACUAUUGCACUAAACCACAGAAGUCCUAUAAUGUGUGAGCUUAUUACUGCAUGAGGUAGAAAUGUACCUUCUGCCCCCCUGCCCCACUUAGCUAGUGGCUAUCUAUAACUGAAUCAUGAAUAAAAU
Molecule: messenger RNA, 494 nt
Organism: Gopherus flavomarginatus (Mexican gopher tortoise)
Lineage: Eukaryota; Metazoa; Chordata; Testudines; Testudinidae
Gene: TSHB
Product: thyroid stimulating hormone subunit beta
Exons: 2
Coding region: 2-406 (134 amino acids)
Biological process (GO): G protein-coupled receptor signaling pathway
Cellular component (GO): cytoplasm; extracellular region
Molecular function (GO): hormone activity
Source: RefSeq, a predicted model, not a curated record